Lingula anatina is the source of this 1540-nucleotide messenger RNA. RefSeq lists its product as uncharacterized. The record is from RefSeq and is a predicted model, not a curated record. Lineage: Eukaryota; Metazoa; Brachiopoda; Lingulata; Lingulida; Lingulidae.
CCAGUGCUUCGGAAGUGUUAGGUCCAUGUCAUAUCUGUGGCAUAAUGCUGUCACAUGAGGAAGUACAUAUCGCUGUGAGAGCCAGGAGCUGGGCAGAACUUUGGUAGGGAGUGAUCAACCGUUGUUCGUACGACAGAGGAAAAAAUCUAAUAAAACGAAAAUUACGUUGUUGCCCAAAUCUCAACUUCAUUCAUUUGGAGAUCUGUUUGAAGAUCUCCCCAAAGGAUGAGUGCAGAACAAAUUCGACCAAGCCUGCGACUCACAAGCGGUGUAUUUCUUAUACUCUUUGGCAUAAUACUGCUGUGCUUUUGUAUGGAAUUCAAUGGACACCGAGCGAAACUUGAUGAUGUAUGGUUGGCAAGUAUUCAUAGUAAAAACACACAGAAAGCAAAUGGUCACGUUCAACAAAUGCAGGCGUGUAAUUUAGAUUUUCUACAGCGAUACCUACUGAAAAACGAGAGGUUUCUUGGAAAUGGGAAAUGGAUAAAUGGGACAUGGCUGCCGAAAGACUGUAUCAUGCCAAAGUUACUGAGCCCUUCUCAGCUGGGUUCAUGUUUAAAAAGUAAAAAAAUAAGGAAGAUAGGACAGACUGGAGACUCUCAAUCGAUGAGGUACACGGGAGUUUUACAUGGGGGUGAAGGAUUAUUUACGCGUAAUGUACACGUACUUAAACGCGAAAAUUCAGGUAUAAGAACACCCUCUCCUAAUUAUUUUAGCCCUCCUUUGGACAUCAAAUCUAUCAGAGUGGCAAACAGAGACUGUAGUGGGUGUGCUGGAGAGCUGGUUCGAUGCACAGCACCAAAUCUUAACGUCACUACUGACAUCGAAGUGUUAAUAACCGAAUUCACAAAGGACCACGAAAUAACCACAAAAAGAAAUUCCUGGAAAAGUGAUUGUGAUAUCAGGCUGAAGAAUAUUAGCCAGAUUUAUUGCCAAGAGUCUGUGACAACGCAAGAAGUAUAUUUCCGCGAGUAUUGGCCGCUGUCAGGUUAUCCAGAUGUUAUAAACAUAUACGCUGUACAUGUACACGAGUCACAGAAACGUACGCCCCGUGAUUUUGCCCGUGAUUUUACUUGGUUCAUAGACCUCAUUGUCUCUGUUAUACCAAAAACAACUAAAAUAUUAUAUUGGAAUUCACCGCAGGUCGAUCCUUCAAAGCAACCAGUCGAAUGGAGGGAUGUUACGAGCAAUGAAUUCAUCAAGCAGUUGAAUGCAAUCAGCGCAUCUGUGAUAAGGAAGUAUAUAAUUGAGAAAAAUGCAACUAAUUUAUACCCCAUGUUUGACUUGUAUGAAAUUUCAAAAGACGUAUUGCACUGGAAUAGGGAUGGUGUUCACUUUGAACCAAUAUGGUACAAGAAAGUCAUAUCACUGUUUUGGGCCACGUUGUGCCAAGAUUGAUUAUUCUUUAAAAUCAAUUUGCGAAAAUUACUCAAAAGAUAGUCGCUAUUUUUGAAGUUUCAUUUCAACGUGAACACUACAUAAGCACGUUUUUACAAUUAUUAUUAUUAUUAUUAUUAUAAGUAAAAUGACACACAGACAG